This is a messenger RNA of Oncorhynchus kisutch (coho salmon), 4106 nucleotides long. RefSeq names its product sterile alpha motif domain-containing protein 9-like. NCBI's taxonomy places the organism in Eukaryota, Metazoa, Chordata, Actinopteri, Salmoniformes, Salmonidae. The transcript is spliced from 6 exons. Gene Ontology annotation, cellular component: cytoplasm. Bases 3037 to 3474 code for a protein of 145 amino acids. The record is from RefSeq and is a predicted model, not a curated record.
UUCACAGGGGACGGGGAGGACAUCAUUCUGAAAUUGCUUUUUUGUCAUCUCCUCCGGUUUUAUCAUUGCACUGAGAUGCAAAACAAGGCUCUGGUGUGCGUUAAGACCAUGCAGACACCUCAGAGCAUUUGGGUAGGCUGUUUUCCGGUUUGGCUGUGUGAAGGUAAAGCUUCUGAAAGGCUGGCGUAUAGGACCAGCAAGGAGAGCAGAAACUGGCUACUGAUCUACCUGGCAAGAGUCCAUGACACCACAUGAAGAACAACUAACAUUCAGAAAACUGGUUCAGCUUGCGAAAGGAGACAAAAAAGAUGGCACACAACAAGGGGUCAUCUCUGUCCAAUGCCCGUGGUCGUGAAAUGUAUGUUGGAAGUCAAAUCAGGGAUUCCCUUUCACUUCUGGAUGUUUUGUACGCAAAUGCAUUUGAAGAAGAGGACAUAGACUCCAAAGUAGCUAAGAAGACCGAGGUAGAUUUUUACAGAGGAGCCCCACCUCAAUGGCUUAACUUCUGCUGGGCUGAAAGGGCAACUUCAGCUGAUAAAACAACAACCUUUAUAAAAAGAGACGGGUACACUGAGCUGAUACAAAAUAUUAAGAAACCAUGUAAGGGUGACCUGACUUCUACCAUGAAUCUGAUGUAUCAGCCAGGCAGUGGGGGAACCACUCUGGCCAAGCAGGUUCUCUGGGACAUGAGGAAAACACUGAGGUGUGCUGUUCUAACAGGCCCUACCUCAGAUAUUACUGCUAUCGCCAAGCAGGUGAUUCACCUUUUCACUGCAGGCGGUCAAGGCCACCAGAACACUGUGCUCUUACUGCUGGAAGAUGAGCGUAUUCUGGAGAAUCUGCAGGAUGCCAUCAUCAAAGAGAUUACAGACCGAAACAUUACAACCCACAUGCCUGUGGUCAUCAUUUUAAACUGUGUGCGUAAGGAAGUUAUCAAACAAGAGGACCAUAACAAAUCAAGACAUGUUAUUCUCAGGAUGGAACUUUCUGAAGCAGAGAAACAACAGUUUGAGGAGAAACAGAUUGAGAUCAGUCGAAGCUACAGCAAUGAACACAAACAGUUUCAUGGCUUUAACAUAAUGCGAGAAAAUUUCAGUGGAGAUUAUGUUAAAGAAACAUGUGCCCUUUCAGGAGAUGUCAGGAAAAAUAGAAGACCUAAAAAUCCCCAGGUUCUUGCAUUCUUAUCACUGGUGAAUGCCUACGUUCCUGGCUCCCACCUUCUGCAGUCUCAUUGUCAGGCAUUCCUGGGGCCUCCAGAUCCCAUUUAUGGAGGUCCUUCCUUUGAGCAGCGAAUGGAGCCUUUCACUCAUCUGAUAGUGACAUUCCCUGCACGACAGGGACAAGACAAACAUGUCCGCAUGGCUCACCCACUGAUUGCACAGCAGUGUGUUGAGUUACUGGCUACAGCAGGUGUGACCAGGAGUGAUACAGCAAGGAACUUUCUGACUGAAUUUUGUAGAGAACAGGUACAACAAUUUUGUAGACAUGUUAACGAAAAGGGAAAUGGGAGAAGAGAGAAAAGACACGUUUUCCAGGUUGAUUCAAGAUAUUGAAGGCGAAGAAUCCAAAAGGAAUGUUGUAUCUGUUUUACAAUUAGCUUCAGAGAAAUUCAAGCAAAACCCAUUCUUUCAUCAAAAUAUUGCUCGUUUUCUUUACAUUGAGACGAGCCUAUUUUAAAGCGGAGAAGUGGGCAAAAAUUGCGAAAGACAGAGAUCCUAAAAGUUCAUUUGUUGCUGAUACACUGGGGCAAGUAUACAAGAACAAUUUGAAGAGCAGGGUCCAUGAUCCUUCCAUCUCUGCACAAGAAAUUUUGCAACUGUCAAAGAAGGCCUUUGAGGCUUUCAGAGAUGAGGAAAGGGCUGCUGAAAAUUAACAGGGAGCAGACAUGCAAGAUGAUGGUAUGACCAAAGUCUCACAGAUCUUUAACAACAGAGGACUAUUUGGAUAUCUACAGGUUGCCAACAUUGUUUUUGACUCGCUUGUCUCUCUUGACAAUACCUGGCAAAAAGUCCUUUCUAUGGAAAUAUCAGCUGACACCUUCUUCAUAAAAAUCAGACAAAAAAAGCUCUUCAAGUACAAGCCACUCAUCAUCAGCCUCAGGGAUGAGGUGGAGAGGAAAUGUGUGUUUUUUGACAGUUACUUGACUUACUCCAAACCCAGCAUGAAAAAAGACGAACCGCAUUACUUUCAGACUGAUGUCAAGAACUGCUACUGCAAAUACGUGGGGACAUGUACACCUAUACACUCAGUCUGCAAUAGAUGUACCCCUCCAGAAGCUCAAAGAAGAAAUGGCCAUUGCCUUCCCUGGACUGCUUUGCUGUCUUGAUAAGGGCUAUGAUAAAACUCACUUGCGCCAAAUAACAAUUUUGUGGGAGGAAAUAAAAAAUGAAUGGGAAAAAAAGAAAGAUGGUGGUGGUGAGAACAAAGCUGCCCAAAACUUCAUCCUUGCCAACAUCAUCUUAAGCAAAGUGGAAGCAGCAUCUCCAAUGCUUACCCCUUUUCCAAUCCUAAGAGGUAUUCUGGAAAGACACCUAUUGGCCAAUUUCGGUAACCAAACCCCAGAGUUUUACGUCUUAGUCCUUUUGCUGUUUUGGCCCGAGGAGCAUAAGAAAAUGGGAUUCCAUGUUGACCUCAAUAAAUGUGUUCUAGAGAUGCAAGAGUCUUACAACAACACAUACAAGAAGCAUCUUCGCUCAAGGUACCUUCGCCCCCUUAUUUUCCAGGGUAAGGGUGAGGGUUUGAGCAGAUUGGUUCAUAGAGCAAAAAUAGAGAAACUAUUGGCAAGGGAGAAUCAAAUGGCAAGGCCAGAGGCAAGGCCAGACACUAUAGUUCAAAAGUGGAGCAGUGGUGAGGUGUGGAGAAAACCCAGUGUCCAGGACCUUCUUCUUCCAGUCAAUGGAGUGGUUAGACAGCACCGGGUGUUUGCGUGUGUUGAUGGCAAGGAGAUUAACGUUUGUGCCGACCAACGAAGAAAAGUUUGGAAGUCUGGAGACGUCUGCUUCUACCUAGGCUUCACCAUUAGAGGUCCUGUGGCCUAUGGCAUACAGUACCCAUCCCAUCACGGACAUGUCUUCUAUUCAGGCAAUGCAGAAAAAGGAGCAGUCUUAUGGAUACAGGAGUAUCAGAAAACCGCAACCAGUGAAGUCCCUUCGGAUGAAGGAUUGGUUCAGCCUCACAACGUCGUCUCCCUCUGCUGAAGUUAAACCUCCUAAAAUGAAGCUGAGAUAUGACAACACUACACCAAACUUCUUUGAGGUGUUCAUAGAAGAUGCAGAUGUUGACUUCAGUAUGAAGCUAAUCAGUGAUGUGGAGGGGGAAAUCGUAUGGGAUCACACAAUACAAAGAGCUGACUUCAGACACAAAACCACUCAGAAUGCACAAAUAGCCAAAGCCGCUCUGAUCUGGUGGAAGUUUCCCCGCCGUAUCGGCUCUCCAAAGCCAACUGGCCGGUGCAAGGCAGGGUUCCAUCCCUAAAGGGGUCUCCCCCUUCCCUGGAGAACGGAGCUGUUCUCGACCCAACCAAUCAGCCAAUGAACUGACAUAGACCAGAAACAGCUUUGCCGUCCUGGAUCAAGAGGUUCCGGCACCUUCGUCCUCGAUGGCUUCCCAAUCAAGAUCGGAUCCGGAUGUACCUGCGUCUUGGUCCUCGUUUCCAUCUCCCUCUCCGGUGGCUUCUACCUCAAGUUCAGAUCCUUGGAGCUCCCAGCCUCACCAGACCCUGAGGCUGCCUGAGGGUCCGGCCCAUUCAACUUCACCAGCUGUCAUCAUAUGGUGAGAAACAUCUCGGUCCCCAAGGCAAAAACCCUGUGCUACCCAGGAGCACGAGUACAGGACACAACAAGGCUGCUUCCAACUGUUCUUCCACAGAUGCUGGUAGCUGAAACUGUCGUAGUGCAUGUGGGGUCAAACGACAUCACGAGGGCUAGCUCGGAACAUUUGAAAGUGGAUAUUAAAGAACUGAUUUUAGCAGUAACCUCUCUUGGAUAGGGGACGCUAGUGUCUCACUUGGCCAACAGCCAGGGGAAAUGCAGCGCGGCAAAUGAAAUAAAAAACGAUAUAAAAAUCUAACUUUCUUUAAAUCACACAUGUAAGAUACUAAAUUAAAG